This is a messenger RNA of Aspergillus affinis, 2820 nucleotides long. RefSeq names its product putative C6 transcription factor QutA. Gene Ontology annotation, molecular function: DNA-binding transcription factor activity, RNA polymerase II-specific; DNA binding; zinc ion binding. The record is from RefSeq and is a predicted model, not a curated record. Bases 1 to 2820 code for a protein of 939 amino acids. Lineage: Eukaryota; Fungi; Ascomycota; Eurotiomycetes; Eurotiales; Aspergillaceae. Gene Ontology annotation, biological process: positive regulation of transcription by RNA polymerase II; DNA-templated transcription. The transcript is spliced from 2 exons.
AUGAGCAACGACACGCGCCAAGCCUCUGGAGGCACCAGCAAAGCUAAACGACGAUUAAUCGAUGCGGACGAGGAUAGCAGGCAGAAUGCGACCGCCGACGACUUUGCCUCCAACCCCAAACGACAGCGUGUCUCCCGAGCCUGCGACAGUUGUCGAUCGAAGAAGGACAAAUGCGACGGCGUCCAACCUGUGUGCUCAACCUGCGCGUCGCUAUGCAGACCCUGCACGUACAAGGCCAAUCCCAAAAAGAGGGGACUACCGACCGGAUACAUUCGCACUCUCGAACUACUAUGGGGCCUCGUCUUUUGCAAAAUACAAGGCAGCGAGGAGGUGGUGCGCGCCCUAUUGAGGGCCGCGAAUAUACCUAGCCAUUUGGCGACAAUGGGCAAGGAAGCGGAAGGAUCCGAUACGCUGUUAUCGUCGUGGAAGAACAGUAUCGUGUUGAAGGAAAUCGAGAGAUUGCUGGUGUCUCUGGAACAACCCGAGGAUGAGCAAGAUAAAGGAAGCCGACCGCCAGGGGACAAUGAUUCUCCUGCGGAUGCCGAGGGAAGCAGCGUGCUGUCGGCGGAUGCUCUUGAGUGGCAGAUCCCCGAAGGACUCGCAACAGAGAGAGAAUAUUCCGGCCUGUCCCCAAUCAAAACACCGUCGGCUGUUUCAGCCAUGAGAACCCAUGUCACUCGCAUUACUAGGGAUUCAACGACCCAAACCUCUUCCCCCAGUGUUGAAGAAAUCCCCAAUAUCUCCCUCGGGCGUGCACUGCCCCAUUCCCUCGACUACCGUUCCGGUAGAGAAUCUUUAUCAACCCCUACUCCCCAACUCCCCUCCAACGCGUGGCCGCUACUUGAUAUUUACUUUUCCUAUACGCAAUGUUGGUUCCCCAUACUUGAGAAACACGACAUACUUCGAACGGCUUUCCGUCAUUCCGAAAAUGACACACCCGUAUCCCCAUCUACUGCUGGGUCUGGAGAUCACGCGGCACUAUGGGCGGUUCUUACCCUCGCAUCCAUUCAGGAAGCGUCGAUUUCUGCCACGCGCCAACUUCCACAGGCCACCAGCGACCGUCCCGAUCCCAACCUGUUCUAUGCUACCGCCAAGAGCUUUAUCCCGGGAGAAAAUGGAGUACAUGAAAUUGGACACGCUCAGGCGCUACUCAUUUUGUCUCUUGCCAAGCUUGGCCAGCAGGACUGGACGGCGGCAUGGAUUCUUGUGGGACAGGCUGUACGCAUCUCUCAAUGUUUGGGCUUGGAUCGUUUGCCGAUUUCUGGGAAGGAUGUUGGGGAUAGUAGAGCCGCCGCACGAUCCAAGCACGUGUUUCUGGGUUGCUUCGUGUUGGAGACUCUAGUUGCCACGCAGACUGGACAAGUGCCGUCGCUGCGCAAGAGCGAUUUGACAAAGGUCGGUCCAAUAAAUGAAGAUGGGCUGGAGGAAUGGCAUCCGUGGGAGGAUCAGACUGGUUUGCGUCCGGUCGAAACGUCUCGUGGCUCCUUCCAUCGGGGUCCCCUCCAUGCGUUAAGUACAUUCAACCGACUUAUAUCGUUAAUGUGCAUCCUGAACGACACGUGUUGCUUGCAACAGUCUCCAGCCAGUCCUAUUUCGCAUCUGGAAGCGUCAGAGCGCCAACUGCAGCUUUGGGUCUCGGCUCUACCCAAAAGCUACCGGGUUGAUCUGCAGAGGAACUCCGAGCGGCCGGCAUCGCCACAUAUUUUCGGACUGGAGAUGAUGUAUGAGGGUGUUGUCUCGCAUCUCAGUAUUCAACUCGCACUGCAUGGAGGCGAUGGCAAUAUCCAAACGUCGUACCGAAAGCACGCAACCGAUAGUUCGCAGAGAAUACUCAUGCUACUACAGGCAUACAUGGAAAGCUACAGUCUUUCGGCAACAUGUCCCACCUUUGGAAUGCUAUUGACAUCUGGCGUUCUUCGGACGAGCGACAAAGGACAUCUACCGGUCGCUUUUGAUCUCGAGCCUGGACUCAAGCACAAACUGCGUUCGUUUGCGUCUCACCUCGCGACUGUGUGGGCCGCGGAUAGCAGACCAGAGUUGAACUAUCGACCCAUUGAAAAAUCCCCAAUUGCCAGCGUACCAAUAAUGGCGCCCACGUCGCACCCUCAGGGCGCUUUGCCCGUUAUAGAUCCUGCGGCACAGACUACUCCCCCUCAACCGUUGCCCGCCACCGCAAGUACCGCUCGUCGGGCAAGCCUCAUCGAUGACACGCGUGUCACUAUACCGGGAUCAGAACAAUUCCUUCCAAAUCAAUGGAUGAGGACACCGUCCAAUGUAGACGAUAGUGCUGCUCUGUCCUUGCCGACGCCAGCCCCUUCUUUGAGCAUAAACCGAGCGGCCGAACCGUCCCACCCCGCGCCCCCUACUGAAGCACAUAGACACCGUGCCUCCAUCUCCUCUUCCACAAGACCAACACUCAACGGGACAAGUAUGAUGUCCGAAUUAACCUCCCCUUUUCCUCCCGCCGCGCCUCAGUACCCUCAGACAUACAGCGAACCCAAUCUUAACAUGGGUUCAUUCGUUGACGUUGACGGAUAUGGAUCUCUACGUCGACCGCGAAUUGCUCCUGAUCUUGAUGCCUUGUUCGAUGAGCUGGCAUCGUUGGAUGGCACUGAAAAGACCGACAAUCUCCCCGAGUUCAUGCAGAAUCUAGGAUUCGUGCCCGACGCCGGAGUGCCGGGGCUUUACUCAUAUUCCAACCAAGUGGAACCAUUUAUGCUGGCUCAAAACCAGCAACCAAUACCAGGCUCUGAGCCUACAGGGCACUUACGACGAGAAUCGCAGUCCAUAAACGAGGCGCAAUCGAAUCCGAAGAGAUGA